AUGACCCUCCUACUCUUCGCUAUCCUAUUACUUUUACAUAUCGCGUUUGUUUGCGCCUCACUGUCAAGCCUCAAUGGCACUGGUAUCCCUACAGUCGAUGUCAGCGACUACCCGUCCUGCAGUAAUACCAGAACCUUGUGGGACAUCAUCUGGAGCUGCGCUGCAACUCUAUUCGCAUGCACAUGGACCUCAAUCCACCCAAACAUCCCGGGCAUGGACGAGGGGAAAUGGACUGUUUUGUUUCGGCGCCUAUUCUUCAUGGCCAUGGCGCUGACCGCUCCGGAACUCAUGAUCACCUGGGCCACGAAUCAGUUUCUAAGUGCUCGUGUCACUGCAAACGCCUUCAAUGACGUCUUUGGUGCGCGACUUCACCAGAUUCGCGGUGACCAUUCAGACAUAAGAGAAAGCAUAACCACAUUGCUUAAUGGAAUUCCAACAUCAGAUGGAAGGAACAGUUCACUUCCGAGCGCUCCGCAUGCCGUAGGUCGCGAUUUCAGAGGAUGGACAGUGACGCAUGGAUUUUUCGCGUGGAUGGGUGGAUUCAUGCUCUACUUCAAUGACAAGCCACGAGCCACUCUCAUACCCGAUGAACUUGAGCGCUUUGUUCGUGAAGGAUCCGUGGACAUGCCUGUCAUUAUAGAGGCAGACAUAGAAGACCGAAGCAAGGGUGACGGGCUAUCCAAAAGCAUUGCCGUUCUUCAGCUGGCGUGGUUCGUCCUCCAGCUUGUCGCCCGUCACGCCCAGAACCUCCCGAUAACAUUGCUUGAAAUCGAUACUCUGGCUGUAGCUGUCCUGACCUGCGUUGCAUAUGCUGUGUGGUGGAAGAAGCCUAAGGAUGUAGGGCGCCCUUAUGCUAUUCAUUGGCAAGCAAUUGCAUCUCCGCCAAGCAGAUUAGCCUAUGACAAAGUAAAUGCAGAUUUCUCAUUGGAAGGCUGGCGUCGUUAUGCUUUCUUUCUCGUUUAUCCCUGGGGGAGUCUUAUGGGCACUGGCGUGUUCAUUUCUCCCCGGGCCGUCCGAGAACGUCGGGUUCCGUCUUUAGGUGGUUAUGAUGACCAUGAUCGUCAUGAUCGUAAUCAUAUCAUUACACUUCUCAUCGGAUGCUUCAGUGGCAUGGUCUUUGGAGGAAUACAUUGUCUGGGCUGGAAUGUUUUGUUUCAGGGGCACACAGAGCAGAUACUAUGGCGCGCGGCCUCCCUUAUGGUAGCAUCCGCGCCGGUAUUCAUUCUUCUGAUAUUUGGCUGUGCCAUAUUGUUGGAAGUCACUGAGGGCCAUUGGGGAGAAAAUGUCGCGAGAUUUGCUGCAGUCAUUAUGGUUGCCAUUUAUGUCGCUGCACGCAUUACAUUCAUUGUACUUCUGUUGCUGAGCUUUCGAUCGCUCCCUCCUGGCGUAUAUGACACAGUAGCUUGGACCAAGUUUAUUCCUCAUCUGUAG
Molecule: messenger RNA, 1431 nt
Organism: Suillus clintonianus
Lineage: Eukaryota; Fungi; Basidiomycota; Agaricomycetes; Boletales; Suillaceae
Exons: 3
Coding region: 1-1431 (476 amino acids)
Source: RefSeq, a predicted model, not a curated record